This is a messenger RNA of Phoenix dactylifera (date palm), 1758 nucleotides long. Its product is annotated as enoyl-[acyl-carrier-protein] reductase [NADH] 1, chloroplastic-like. The record is from RefSeq and is a predicted model, not a curated record. Lineage: Eukaryota; Viridiplantae; Streptophyta; Magnoliopsida; Arecales; Arecaceae. Gene Ontology annotation, molecular function: enoyl-[acyl-carrier-protein] reductase (NADH) activity. Gene Ontology annotation, biological process: fatty acid biosynthetic process.
CUAGCCCGCGCCCUCGAUAUCUCCGAACCGCCGAGCCUCGGUCUCAUCGAAACCGAUUUCGGCCGUUGCUUAAAUCCUCCCUGUCGUUGCUCCCCUGGCUUUUAGAUCUCGGAGAACUUCGAAGGAGCUUGGCGUCGACAGCAACGAGGAGGGGAGGGCGUUCUCUCUAGUUCUAGAACAGAUCGGAGGAGAGAAACCCCGCUUGGGGCGGCGCGGCUUCGUUCGAGAGAUUCACAAUUUUGUAAUCAGAACCUUAUCUGAUAGAAAAUGGCGACAGUGGCAGCUGGGGGCCUGCAAAUGGCAGCCACAAGGCCUUGCAUCUCUUCUUCCAGUAGAAUGUUCAUGUCAGGUGCCACAAUUUUAGGGGUGGAUGUAAAAGGAAUGUGCCAGGCUAAAUUUGCAAGCUCUUCUCAUGUCUCCUCUGUUAAACCGCUUUGCCAAAGCUUCACGUCUGCUCCUCUGAAGUUCACUAGCAUUGUUACAAGGGCUAUGUCUGGUGAAACUGAGAAAGGGGUUGCUUUGGGAUUGCCUAUUGAUCUGAGAGGUAAAAGGGCAUUUAUUGCUGGUAUAGCUGAUGAUAAUGGCUAUGGCUGGGCAAUUGCUAAGGCUCUUGCUGCUGCUGGUGCUGAAAUUCUCGUUGGUACAUGGGUGCCUGCACUUAACAUUUUCGAGACUAGCUUAAGACGCGGCAAAUUCGAUGAGUCACGCCGGUUGCCCAAUGGGUCUCUUAUGGAGAUAAUCAAAGUAUACCCAUUGGAUGCAGUUUAUGAUACUCCUGAGGAUGUUCCUGAUGAUGUCAGAACUAAUAAACGUUAUUCUGGUACCUCAAGUUGGACUGUGAAGGAAGUAGCUGAAUCUGUCAAGAACGAUUUUGGAAGUAUAGACAUUCUUGUGCAUUCACUUGCAAAUGGACCAGAGGUUACCAAACCUCUCUUGGAGACAUCUAGAAAGGGAUAUCUUGCUGCUAUAUCUGCAUCAAGUUACUCUUUUGUAUCGCUACUUAAGCAUUUCCUUCCAAUAAUGAAUCCAGGUGGUGCUUCAAUCUCCUUGACAUACAUUGCUUCUGAAAGGACCAUUCCUGGGUAUGGUGGAGGCAUGAGUUCAGCAAAAGCAGCCCUAGAGAGUGAUACCAAAGUGUUAGCUUUUGAAGCAGGGAGGAAGGGCAAGAUUAGAGUGAAUACAAUAUCUGCAGGCCCCUUGGGAAGCCGUGCUGCAAAGGCCAUUGGAUUCAUCGAGAAGAUGAUAGAAUAUUCUUAUGCCAAUGCACCAUUGCAGAAAGAACUGUUAGCAGAUGAAGUUGGCAAUACGGCAGCAUUCCUUGUGUCUCCUUUAGCUUCAGCAAUAACUGGCUCCGUGGUUUAUGCUGACAAUGGGUUAAACACCAUGGGACUUGCCACUGACAGCCCAACGCUAGCAGUGUAGAUUUCAGGGACAUAUUUAUUAGGUUGUCAAAUGCCCGGCUUCGGUUUUAGUGUCCUGUUCAGAGGCUUUGUAUGCCAUGAAUAAAGAGUGAGUUAGGGUUUGAAUUUUAUCUGAGAUGACAAGCACCUACUUUCUUCAGAUGAACAGGAUUCCAAAAGCUCAAGUUUUGUCAGUAGCUUCAUAUGAGAGAGUAAAAUUUGGGAGGAAGUCAUGGCCGGUGUUCACUUACUUCUUUUGGCUGUGAUUUCAGGUUUGAGUGCUUCCAAACUCAGGCUAUACUUCACAUGAUUCAUCCUUCUGAUGUUCUUAGAAUCUUCAAGCUUCUUUAGUUUAAUA